Molecule: messenger RNA, 3702 nt
Organism: Cuscuta campestris
Lineage: Eukaryota; Viridiplantae; Streptophyta; Magnoliopsida; Solanales; Convolvulaceae
Source: the annotation of a GenBank genome assembly
CAAUAAAGCUUAGUAGUAUUGAUGGCAUUUGUGGCACACUAAUGGUGUGUUAAUGGUGAUUAAUUAGCCAUUAACACGUCCGUUACGCUACGCUCCGUUUAAAAUUUGUCCCGAAUAAUUGGAGAUAAAUGGCCAGUUAACUCCAUAAAAAUGGACUAAUUUUAAACAAUACGUAAAAUUAAUAAAAGAAGAUUGGUUCAGAAAAAUUGCAAAAAUGCAAUCUUUACCAUAUUCUUUUAUUAACAGAGUUCGCAGGCAGCAUGACGGUAGGAUGUCCGACCAGUGCGGAUGUGAAGACACCCGUGUUUGGUCCAAGUGAGGGAAUGAUCGGUAUGGCCGAAGCCAUAUUCGGUCCGAGUGGGGUGACCAUUGCGGCCGUAGCCGCGGUUGGUCCAAUAACCGAGGUGACCGGAGCGGACCCCAUAGUCGCGCUCGAUCCAACGAAGUAUAAUAAUUACUACAAACCUGCAGACUAUUACGAAGAGGCGGCCGCUUAUGAUAGUUAUUAUGAUGACCAAAAUGUGUACUCUUCGGUGGACUGCACACUCUCCCUCGGAACGCCUUCCACGCGUCUCGGCGGUAAUGCGAAUGAAAGGCCGCCACAGGACGCUGCAGAAUCCCGCCGAGUAAAGCCGUCCGGCGGCCGUGGCGGGGCUUCCGGCAGCUCUGAUCCUCUCGCCACACGCCGCUGUGCUAACUGUGACACAACUUCCACUCCCUUAUGGAGGAAUGGACCCAGAGGCCCUAAGUCGCUUUGCAAUGCGUGUGGAAUUCGGUUCAAGAAAGAGGAGAAGAGAGCAGCGGCCGCAGCGGAGGCGGCUAACAAUGGCGGAAGGGAGAGCAUGAGGGAGUCGUGGCCGGGGGCGGCACACCACAGUCAAAUGCCGUACAAUAACUACGCUUCACCUGCAGCAUACGAUGGGUAUGUUUAUGGUGAGGAACAACCUCCUGUGGCUGCUUCUCAGGCCUUCCUCCCGUGUCCCACUACCAUGGCAGUAACUCCCCAUGCAGCAAACCAUGCACGGUUGGGGGGUUCAAGAGAGGUCUCAUUUGCACCUCCUCAUGCUCAACCCAAGGAGAGCCAGGUGGUUACUUUUGCCCCUGGUGACGUAGCUUCAAAAGGUAAAAAUUGGGUCCCCUCACAGAAAUUGGAUGCUCAAAUCACACGGCCACGGGGACCACCCAAUGCACCUAAGCCAUCUUUUGCACAAGCCGUGGUAGGUCCAACGACGCCAGAAAUUGCCACUUUGAGGAAGUUGUUUGCAAUACAAUUUAUUCUUAGGGAGUCUGUUCAGAUUAGUCUUCGUGACCCACGACAUGUUAUGCUCUUAUUCACCCACCCCCAAGACUGUAAUGAUAUAUUUAUGCAAGGGCAGAUUCAGUUUAAUGGGCACUUUCCUAUGAGAUUGUUCAGGUGGUCUCCGGAGUUUAAUGUUAAGACUGAAUCUCCCGGUGCGCUGGUGUGGGUGACGUUUCCCAAUUUGAGGGCAGACCUUUUUAAUGAAAGUGCCAUCCGCCAGCUCUGUAAGCCCAUUAGGAGGGACACGAUAGCGUUUCGUAGGAGUCGUGCUAGGCGCCAAAGGGCGGGGAAAGGUAUUCCUAUUGCUGAUACAGGGAUAGGUAAAGGUGACUCCAAACUUGAGGGGUCACAGCAUGUCUGGAUGGAGAAGACGGCGAAAGGCUUUAAGCCUCUCUCAGCCGUAAAUGUUGGUGAGUUUGAAAAAGGCGAGGGAUCCUCUUCCACUUUGCAGCCUUUUGAGCCCACUUCUUCACAUCCCUCCCCAAACGUUGUUGUAUCUGAUUCUAGUUUGAUUCUUUCUUCUGUUAACGCCACCAUUCCCACACAUGUUGUGGUUGAGCAGUCGGCGUCUUUGACUAUCGAGCCAUCUGUUCCUCCUACCGUAGUUGAGCAAGGCUUUUUUGUUGCUCAUUCUCCCCUCCCUACUUCUUCCCCUUCUCCUAUUGUACAUGUUCCCGAUCCUCCAUCUCUAGAGCUCGAUCUUACCGCGUCUAAUGCUUUUGAUGCUUUGGGGGAGUUACCUGGGGACAGUCAUGAAGUCAUGAUAAAAGCAGGGGGACGGCCAUAUGCACUAGUUAAGUACCGUCCCUUUGAUGAAUGUGUUGAAGAUUGUGAGCUGAUGGAUGCCCCUUUCACUGGAGCUGAUUUCACGUGGUACAAUAAUUAUAUUGAUAGUGGUCCCAUGUAUGUUUUUGGGUCUAAAUUGAAGCGGCUAGCCCAGGCUUUGCGGGGAUGGAACCGGGACACUUUUGGUCAUAUAUUUGACAAGCUCAAGGCGCUAGAGCAAGACGUACCAGACAUCGAGGCAGUACUUGAGACCGCUCCCACGGAUGAGGCAUAUGUGGAGUUCAGGCGUCGCUCAGCGCUUUUGACGCGCCAGUACCGAGUGGAGGAUGAUUAUUGGUGGCAGAAAGCUCAUACGAAGUGGGUCCUUGAUGGGGAGCGUAACUACGGAUAUUUUCAUGUUAUUGUCAAGGAUCGACACAGAAAGCUCUACAUUCAUCGCAUUCAGGGGGUUGGGAAUCCUAUGGUCGCCCAUGCCCAUCUUGAUUUCAUUCCACGACUUGUCACUGAGGAUGACAAUUCAACAUUAUGUUCUGUGCCGGAAUUAGAGGAGAUUAAAGUUGCUGUUUUUUCCGUGGAUUCCCAAAGUGCAGCUGGUUCUGAUGGUGCAACCUUUUUUCCUCGUCCACGCCGCCGAUUGUGUCCUCCUCGUCUGGCCUCCUCGUCUCUGCCGUCGGUGCAAGCUGUCCUCCAUCGUCCACGCUUACGCCGGUGGUCAGGUUUCUGUACAAUGGCGUUGCAAAUGGUAAAUGCAGACCACUUCCAAGCACGGUAUACAUGCUAUUCCGAGCUUCAGAAAUCAGUUGACAUAAUCAAAAAGAAACUCACACCUUCAGACCUGGGUCACUUCAAGAAGGAGUCCCCUUUCGGCCACCUACUUGAGUACCCUCCAUUGCAAUUUUUGGCCCAAAUCAUCCAUCUGUUGCUUGUGCACCUCACAAGAGAACAGGUAGAUGAUGAACUACGCUUUAACAUAGGUGGUUCGAUUUUAAAAUUUGAUUUCGGGGAAUGGUGUCGCAUUAUUGGAAUGCCCUCUACCAAGCUUUAUGGAGAGGAUGGUGGCGAUGAGGAUGAGGAUUCUGCAUCGGGGAGAAUUCGGAAAAAAUUUUUGGACAAUGAUAAGGGGAAAACAACAUUUGCGCAUGUGCGCAAAUGUUUUCAUGCUCUUGAUGAAGAAAAUGGGGGUGAUGAAGUCCUUCAGUUUGCUAAGCUGUUUUUUGCGGAGUCCGUGUUACUAGCUAGAGACAAGGAGACCGGUCUUGAAAUCCUAUGUGCGUCCAAUCCUUGAAAGACUACCUCCCCUUUUUCAAACUGUCAAAACUACCGAGCAACAGAGACGUACCCAGGCAUGGGCAGUGGAGCUCCCCAAGGAUGUGCCCCAGCAGUCUGAUGGAAAUGCGUGUGGCGUUAUGAUACUUGCAUUUGCGGAGUACCUAUUGGUCGGUUUGCCACUACUUCCUGACUGCACGUACGAACAUGUGGACGACUUCCGUAGGCAAUAUGCAGCACGUAUAUAUCGGAAGACAGUGGCCUAAAGAUUGUGGAAUAUAUAUAUAUAUUUUAUUAACGCACAACUAUGACGGCUUAUCUCACCUUGCUAAUAUAUGAAAGGCAUUUUU